Messenger RNA from Pantherophis guttatus, 9272 nucleotides. NCBI's taxonomy places the organism in Eukaryota, Metazoa, Chordata, Lepidosauria, Squamata, Colubridae. The record is from RefSeq and is a predicted model, not a curated record.
GAGAGAGUUAGAGAGAUAGAAAGAUAGAUAGAAAGAUAGAUAGAUAGAUAGAUAGAUAGAUAGAGAUAGGUAGACAGAUAGAUAGAUAGAUGAUAGACCAGACAGACACACAGACAGACAGAGGUAGUCCUUGACUUACAGCCUUUCAUUUAGUGACCGUUCAAAGUUACCAGGGCACUGAAAAAAGGGACUUGGGACCGUUUUUCACACAACCGUUGUAGCAUUCCCCACGGUCACAUGAUCAAAAUUCAGACGCUCGGCAACUGACUCGUAUUUAUGACGAAUGCAGUGUCCCGGGGUCACAGUAUCCCCUUUUUGCGACCUUCUGAUAAGUCAAGUCAACAGGGAAGCCCAAUUCACUUAACCACCGUGUGCCUCACUUAAUUGCAGUGAUUCAUUGAACAGCUGUGGCGAGAAAUUCACUUACCAAAUGUCUCGCUUAGCAACAUAAAUUCUGGGCUCAAUUACUGUCGUAAAUCGAGGAUCUACCUGUAUCUGCUUUGAAAGAAAAGCACAGGCAGUCCUCAACUUACAACUGUUGAUUCAUCAACUGUUCGAAGUUACACCACCAGCACUGAAAAAAGUGACUUACACUUUUCUCACACUUAUGACGGUAGAGCAUCCCCCCGUGACCAAAAUUAGGGCGCUUGGCAACUUAGAUGAUGGUUACAGCAUUUUGGAGUCACACGAACGCUGUUUGUGACCUUCCUAGCCAUCUUCCGACAAGCAAAGUCAGUGGGGGAAGUCAUAAGUCGAGGACUAUCUAUAAAGAGUAUGUCAAUUAUCCUGAAAUUAAACUCAUCCAUCAUUAUUCAGGGAAGAAUUCCAUACGCAGAAUCAUUUUAUAUAUUAAGCUUCUGAGCACAAGUUUUAGGUUGCUUAUUGUGUUACUUUUCUACACCAAGGGGACCCCAAAGUCCACGCUAAGAGACCAUGUUGUUUCUCUGUGUCAUAUGAUAUAUGUGUUUGUAUGCAUGAUUUUGUAUUUAUUUAUUUUGUCAUGCUUAUGUAAUCGGAGGUGGUGUCCCUCUGAGAGCUGUAUGCAAUGAAAUUUCACUUUAAUAUGUGUUGAUUAGUGUACAUUCAAAGUCACUAUGAAGUUAUUUUUUCUUUCUUUCUAUAUCUAUCAUCUGUCUAUCAUCUCUAUCAUCUAGCUAUCUAGCUAAUCUGUCUGUCUAUCAUCUAUCUAUCUAUAUCUAUCUAUCUAUCAUCUGUCUAUCAUCUCUAUCAUCUAGCUAUCUUAAUCUAAUCUCCGUCUGUCUGACUGUCUAUCAUCUAUCUAUAUCUAUCUGUCUAUCAUCUGUCUAUCAUCUCUAUCAUCUAGCUAUCUUAAUCUAAACUGUCUGUCUAUCAUCUCUAUCUAUCUAUCUAUCUAUCAUCUGUCUAUCAUCUCUAUCAUCUAGCUAUCGUAAUCUAAUCUCCGUCUGUCUGUCUAUCAUCUAUCUAUAUCUAUCUGUCUAUCAUCUGUCUAUCAUCUCUAUCAUCUAGCUAUCUUAAUCUAAACUGUCUGUCUAUCAUCUCUAUCUAUCUAUCUAUCUAUCUAUCAUCUGUCUAUCAUCUCUAUCAUCUAGCUAUCUUAAUCUAAUCUCCGUCUGUCUGACUGUCUAUCAUCUAUCUAUAUCUAUCUGUCUAUCAUCUGUCUAUCAUCUCUAUCAUCUAGCUAUCUUAAUCUAAACUGUCUGUCUAUCAUCUCUAUCUAUCUAUCAUCUGUCUAUCAUCUCUAUCAUCUAGCUAUCUUAAUCUAAUCUCUGUCUAUCAUCUCUAUCUAUCUAUCAUCUGUCUAUCAUCUCUAUCAUCUAGGUAUUUUAAUCUAAUCUCUGUCUGUCUAUCAUCUAUCAUCUAUCUGUAUCAUCUCUAUCAUCUAGCUAUGAUAGAUCAUCUAUCUGUCUAUCAUCUAUCUAUAUCUAUCUAUCUAUCUAUCUAUCUAUCUAUCUAUCUAUCUAUCUAUCUAUCUAUCUAUCUAUCUAUCUAUCUAUCUAUCACUCCCCCAUUCACUUUAGCUGCAUUGUGCAGAUAAUUCUAUUUCAAUUCCUGAUCUUUCUUUCUUUUCCUUUCUUUUUAUGGGCAAAUAUUUGUCUAAGGCAGAGUUUUCUCAACCCUGGCAAUUUUAAGCCGUGUGGAAUUCUGGGAGUUGAAGUCCACACAGCUUAAAGUCGCUAAGAUUAAGGUGCUGUUUGUUUAACUGGAAAAUCCGGAUGGGUGGACUUCAACGUCCAGAAUCCUCUGCAAUGCCCAAGGAAUUCUGGGAGUCGAAGUUUAAAAGUUUGGGAACAAAGGUUGGAAGGAAACAUCAUUUACCUUACCUGGCACUCAAUAAAUAUUACACAAUUCGCAGUCUUCCAGAUAGCACUGGUCAUGCCUUAGUUGUAAUAAUCCUGUUUUUAGACAAUACUGGCUGUUUUCUCCCCACUUUCGCAGGUUCUUGGGAAUCCAGACGAUGGCCCAAUUAUCAAGUUGGGGACAAAUUUUCUAGAAACUCUGAUCCUUUGAAAGAAGACCGUUUGAUCUGCUGCAUUUCCAGCCAUGUCGGAACCCAUAACGCUGAACGUUGGCGGGAAGUUAUACACGACCUCCCUCUCCACUUUGACUAGCUUUCCGGACUCCAUGCUGGGCGCCAUGUUCAGUGGGAAGAUGCCCACCAAAAGAGACAGCCAAGGCCACUGCUUCAUUGACCGAGACGGCAAAGUUUUCCGCUACAUCCUCAACUUCUUGAGAACUUCUCACCUGGACCUUCCCGAGGACUUCCAAGAAAUGGGCCUGCUUCGGCGAGAAGCGGAUUUUUACCAGGUCCAACCACUCAUCGAGGCUCUACUGGAGAAGGAAGUGGAGCUCUCUAAAGCCGAGAAGAACGCGAUGCUCAACAUCACUUUGGAUCAGAGGACACAAACAGUUCAUUUCACCGUCCGGGAAGCUCCUCAGAUCUACAGCUUGUCCUCUUCUAACAUGGAAGUGUUCAGCGCCCACAUCUUCAGCACUUCCAGCUUGUUCCUCAAACUCCUGGGCUCCAAACUUUACUACUGUUUCAACGGCAACCUGGCCUCCAUCACUACUUAUUUAGAAGAUCCCUACCACGUCACCUUGGAUUGGGUGGCUAGCGUGGAAGGUCUACCCGAAGAAGAAUACACAAGGCAGAACCUAAAGAGAUUGUGGGUCCUUCCCACCAAGAAACAAAUUAACAGUUUCCAGGUCUUUGUGGAGGAAGUACUGAAAAUCGCCAUGAGCGAUGGGUUUUGCGUGGACUCCACUCACCCCCACACGACAGAUUUCAUGAAUAAUAAGAUUAUUCGGCUGAUUCGCUAUAGAUAGACCUAGAACCGGUUUUCUAUCAACGAUGCAACGUUGCGUCGUGUCACAAGCUUACAACCCGGAGCUGAUUUCGCAAACCAUGGUUCUAAUUGGAGGAGGCCUAGCUUCUUUUUUUACUAAAAAGACUAACCCAGAUUUACUAAAACUAGAAACAGAAACGUGAUGGAUUUUUAUGUGGGAAUUAACGUAGGCGUCUUGCUCCAUAAAAAUUCGUCAUUCACACCUUGAAGAAAAAUCAUUAGGAAACCCACUGGGAGGUGGUCCUCAAUUUAUAACCGUUCGUGUAUAGGUAGUCCUCGGCUUAACAGCAGUUCAUUUAGUGACCGUUUCAAAGAUACAGAGUCCUUUUGCGACUUUCUGACAAGCAAAAUCAGUGGCGGGAAACCAGAUUCGUUGAACCACUGGGUUACUAAUUUAAGAACUGCACUUAACCGAAGUGGUGAGAAAAGCCAAAAAUUUCUCACUUGGCAACAUCAGUUGUGGUCGUAAAUUGAGGACCCCCUGUAAUUUCAAACGGUCACUAAACAAACGGUUGGAGGUCAAGGAAUAUCUCUAUGAUAUUUUUUAUACUUUAUGAUGAGCUGUGGUGGCACAGUGGUUAGAAUGCAGUACUGCAGGCUACUUCUGCUGACUGCCGGCUGACUGCAAUUUGGCAGUUCGAAUCUCACCAAGCUCAAGGUUGACUCGGCCUUCUAUCCUUUCCAAGGUGGGUCAAAUGAAGACCCAGAUUGUUGAGGGCCAAAUGCUGACUCUGUAAACCGCUUAGAGAGGGCUAUAAAAGCACUGUGAAGCCGUAUAUAAGUCUAAGUGCUAUGGAGAGGGAAGAAGGAAGGAGCCAUGGUGGCACAGUGGUUAGAAUGCAGUAUUGCAGGCUAGCUUACUGCUCACUGCCAACAGUUCGAUCCUGACUGGCUCAAGGUUGACUCAGCCUUCCAUCCUUCCAAGAUCAGUAAAAUGAGGAUCCAGAUUGUUGGGGGCAAGAGGCUGACUCUGUAAACCACUUAGAGAGAGUUAUAAAAGCACUGUGAAGCGGUAUAUAAGUCUAAGUGCUAUUGCAAAGGGAGGGAGGGUGGAAGGAAGGAAGGAAGAAAAGGAAGGAAGGAAGCUUGGUGGCACAGUGGAUAGAAUGCAUUAUUGUAGGCUGACUCUGCUGACUGCCAACAGUUCGAUCCCGACUGGCUUAAAGUUGACUCAGCCUUCCAUCCUUCUGAGGUCGGUAAAAUGAGGACCCAGAUUGUUGGGGGCAAGAGGCUGACUCUGUAAACGGAGGGAGAUAGAGAUGGUAUUCAAUUACCUUCCCUACCGGUUCGCAAAUAUGAGCGCUUCGGUCGUGCAUGCGCCUUCCGUGCAUAUGCUUUACUUGUUCACGCACACGACUUGCACACCUGCGCGCGGCUUCAAAACUCGCCUAAAUAGGACGGCAUAGCGCCUGGGCAGGUGGGCAGGUCGCUACUACCGGUUCGCUUGAACCGUUCCGAACCGGCUGAAUACCCCCUGUGGCGAUAAAGCACUGUGAAGCGUUAUAGAAGUCUUAAGUGCUAUUGCUAUUGCUAGUGCUAGUGCUAUUGAAGUGAAGGAAUCGUGUUACGGCACAAUUGUCAUUCCACGCUAAGGGUUUUUUUUUUAAAUGCUCCAAUGAUAGGUGGUGCUGGAGACCACUUGAAAUACUUCUGAUAAGAUUGGAACAGCCUGUUUUGAAUUCCAAAUAGUUUAUACCCUUGAUUGGCAACGGUCCAAAUGUCGCCACUUUUCACAUCCGUGAGGAAAAACAGGGAUUCAGACACCAAGGAAAGAAGAGGAAAUAAUUGAUGGUAUUUCUAAUGAUAAGUUUUGUCUGAGGCUGGAAUGAAACUGUCUGUUGUAAGUUUUAUAUAUAUGUUUUAUAUAUAUGUUUUCUGAGGUUUUCGCGGAUAUUUGUAUGUAGGUCUUUGGUUCUGAUGUUAUGGGUCUGAUGUCAACCAAUCAGAACACAGCCAAGCUCCCACCCAAUCAGUUCACACCCCCAUUGUAGUUAAAAGGAAGAAACAGCUGCGAUCACACAUUGCUCCUAGAAGCACGAAGCCGAAAACACCAGCCUGAAGAUGACGAAUGAGACUUCGUCAAACGUUGCCAAGACACUUCCAAUUUUACGUGGGAGAAAACCCGAAUAACCAAAGAUAUAUAUUUGUUUUCUGAGGUUUUCGCAGGUGUCUGUAUGUAAGUCUUUGGUUAUUCGAGUUUUCUCAUUCGUCUCAUUCGUCAUCACGAAGCCGAAAACACCAGCCUGAAGGUGACGAAUGAGACUUCGUUGAAAUGUUGCCAAGACACUUCCAAUUUUACGCGUGGCAGCUGGCAGGGUAUUUAUAACACAUCCCAGGGUCAUGGGAUUCCAUUUUGUGACCUGAUCAGCAGUCAAUGGGGAAGCCAGAUUCACUUAACAACCAUGCUGCUGACUUAACUGCAGUGAUUCGCUUAACAAUUGUGGCAAGAAAGACCAUAAAACGGGACAAAACUCACUUAACAGCUGUCUCGCUGAGCAAAAUUUUGAGCUCCGUUGUGGUUGUAAGUCGAGGACUACCUGUAUAGCAAUGUUUUUACUCAGAAGAAGUGUAAAAUUUACCCAGAGACUUUGAAAAACUUUCAUUUCUCUCAUGACAACAGCCUUCUUUUAACUUUGUUGCCUCAGUUUCCCCAUUGGAAAGGGAGAUGGGGACAGCCUUAACUUAAGAGAAUGGACUCUUUCGGAGAUUAAAAAUCUUUUUUUUUCCCCCAAAUAAAUGACUUGAACUGAGCAGGGCAUGAUAACCACUGGGGUUGAUCCCUUCUCAAUAACAGAAUACAGGUAGUUCUCGAUUUGUUUCAUUUAGUGACCGUCCAAAGUUACAACAGCACUGAAAAAAAAUGACUUAUGACCGUUUUUCACGCUUACGACCGUUGCCUGAUCCCCAGGGUCAUGUGAUUUACUUUCGGACACUUGACAACUGACUCACAUUUAUGACGGUUGCAGUGUCCCGGGGUCAUGUGAUCCCCUUUUGCGACCGUCUGACAAGCAAAGCCAGUGGGGAAGCCAGAUUCACUUAACAACCGUGUAGCUAACUUAACUGCAGUGAUUCACUUAACAAAGGUGGCAAGAAAGGUCAUAAAAUGGGGCAAAACUCCCUUAACACCUGUCUCGCUUAACAUCAGAAAUUUUGGGCUCAGUUGUGGUCGUAAGUUGAGGACUACCUAUAUAAAUACAGAGCAGCAUAUUUUUCUAUUAUCUGCCUGAUUUUAGAGACAAAUGGCUGCUUAUCACCUUCAGGAGGAACUAAGAUAUAAGGCCAGAGUAAAUCGGACUCUCAACGAUCUGUUUGAAGGCCAAAAUGUUGGCUUCCUUUGUCCAUCAACGCAACCUCUCUUCAUACCUCAGCGGGUAGCUUCCCACAUGAGCUGCAAAAAAGUUCUUUUUUGCGUUCUUCAGUUUUGGGAGCUAUAGGCAAAAUAUCCCCCAAACUGUGAACAUGACGGUGAUUUUUAUUUAACAUGGCUGGCUGGGGGAUUCUGGGAGUUGCAGUCCGUGCAUCUUCAAUUUAUGCUACCUGCAGAGGUAAGGAGUUCAGAAAGCCAGUUUUUGAAGUUCUACUUAAUGAAAUGGCUGUUUUCCACUAUGGCGACACCACUCUGCUAUUGUUCUGACCCAGCUCCCCAAAUACGACAAACCCUCUGAAGCGAACUCAAAGAUUCCUUUAUUAGGAACGCCGGCAGCCCCGGCAAAAAGUUUCUCUUGCGCCGCAGGUUAACAAGUCCAUCUGGCAGGGAGAUGAAUAGUUGUUUGCCACAUCUAUUCAUCUCCGCCCCCUGCCUUUUAUCCCCAGAGCUAAAGUGGGGCUUCACUAGCAGCGGUGACUCUUCCGUCCCAAGGACCAGCCCAUAGAUUUCCACUGCUCUCCUCUCCUCUGCCUUCUGCGCGUCAGGCACUGGACCCAGCUGUUCCUCCUCUUCCUCAUCAGCCACCUCCAGACCUGGGGGCUGUUGACUCUCCAUCAGAGGGCUGAUGGAUGGCCUAGGCUCUGCAUUUUGUCUCUCUCUCUGUGACUGCUCCAUUCUCUCUUCCCCCUCGGAGCUCUCCGGUUGCCUUAAUGCUGGCCCUGACUCCCACACCCCCUCCUCCUCCUCUGAUUCGGCUGCUGGAGGGGCCAGCGGCCGACAGGCCAUAUCUUCCCAUCGAUCAUGCCCAUAUUUAUUUAUGUCUGCCAGUGUAUCGAAUGAAAUACGGCACGACCUAUGGCAACAAAACUAAAUUAUUUUUUUUUUUUUUAAUUUGAUUUAUAUGUCGCCCUUCUCCGGAGACUCAGGGCGGCUUACAAUGCGUUAAGCAAUUUUCCACCUAAAGCUGCAGUAUCUUGUAUUUAUUCAUCCUCGGGGAGGCUGGCCCAGCGACGUUCCUGCAUUCGUCUUGUUUUGCGUUUCCCUUGCAUGUCACGUCAUGUUGAGGCACUUGAAGGAAAUGUAAUCCAGGCGUAAGAAUUCUUAUUCUCAAUUAUUCAACUCCUACUUAGUUGGGAAGAAUCCAAACCACACUUUUCUUUUAUUUUGAUUUUUCGGCCUUCAAGUCAGAUGUGACCCGUGUGGCGACUACCUCAAAAACAGUGCAGUUUUCUUGGCAAGAUUUUUCAAGAAGUGGUUUGUUAUUGCUUCCUUCCUGGGGCUGAGAGAUAGUGACUGGCCUAAGGUCACCCGGCUGGUUGGGUGUCUAAGGCAGAACUAAAACUUGCCAUCUCCUGGGGAUCGGUUCAAAGUUAUCCCACCGGCUUUCAUGCCUAAGGCAGGACUAGAAGUCACAAAUCACCUGUUGAUUGGCCCAAAGUCACCCAGCUGGCUUUCAUGCCUAAAGCGGGACUAGAACUCACAGACUCCUGGUGAUUGGCCCAAAGUCACCCAUCUGACUUUCAUGUCUAAGGCAGGACUAGAACUCACCGUCUCCCAGUGAUUGGCCCAAAGUCACCCAAUCAACUUUCAUGUCUAAGACGAGACUAGAACUCAAAGUCACCCAAUCAGUUUUCAUGCCUAACUAGAACUCGCUGUCUCCCAGUUUCCAGCCUGAUGCCUUUAUUGCUUCAAUAAACAGGUUCUCCCAGAAUUAUUAUUACUCUUGGAAAUUUCCUUACGGCUGUAGAAUUUCCACAUUCAAAGUGGUGAUUUUCCAGGACUUAAAUAUGUUGCAGGUUUUUAACAAGGUAAAGGGUAAAGAUACCUUCAGGUUCAGCUUGGCGCCUGGCGAGGACAUCUGUGGAGUUUUCCAGGGUUGUGGAAGUGCCUGAUUUUCCCAGAAAUGUUUUCUUACUUCCAGAUUUUACCAAUACUGAACUUCCCAGGGUUUAGCUACUAAAAGAGAUGAGCUAAUUCUUACAGGUAAUCCUCGAGUUACGACCACAAUUGAGCCCCAAAUUUCUGAUAUUAAGCGAGACAUGUUAAGUUAGUUUUGUCCCAUUUUACAACCUGUCUAUCCACCAUUGUUAGGUGAAUCACUGCAGUUGUUAAGUUAGCAACAUGGUUGUGAAGUGAAUUUGGCUUCCCUAUUGCCUUUGCUCGUCAGAUGGUCACAAAAGAGGAUCAUGUGACCUGGGACUCUGCAACCGUCAUAAAUAUGAGUCAUUUGCCAAGCAUCUGAAUUUUGAUCACCUGCUGCAAUGGGCGUAACUGUGAAAAACAAAUCAUAUAUUCCUUUUAUCUGUGCCAUUGUAGCUUCGGUCAUUAAACAAAUGGUUGUAAGUCAAGGACUACCUGUAUUUCUUUUCAGAGGACACUAAUUUACACAAUUGUUCCUGAACAGUUGUGGUAGACCACAACUCUUGUCUUUCAUCCUGUGCCCAUACUUGGGAAAACCCAACACGCAAACACCUCAAAUAGCUUUAAUUUUUCACUGCCCAGCUGGUGGUAGGUUGUCUCUGUAAUAGCAUUCCAAAAUUAAAUGUAAAAAAUGUGAUUAAACUUUGUAAGUGGUUGAA